This is a messenger RNA of Cadophora gregata, 1290 nucleotides long. RefSeq lists its product as uncharacterized. The coding region runs from base 1 to 1290 and encodes 429 amino acids. Gene Ontology annotation, biological process: L-leucine catabolic process. The record is from RefSeq and is a predicted model, not a curated record. The transcript has 3 exons. NCBI's taxonomy places the organism in Eukaryota, Fungi, Ascomycota, Leotiomycetes, Helotiales, Ploettnerulaceae. Gene Ontology annotation, molecular function: 3-methylbutanoyl-CoA dehydrogenase activity; flavin adenine dinucleotide binding.
AUGGCGACAGCGAGGUGUAUUCGAUCAUUGGCAAGUCGCCCAACUUUACAGCUUCGAGUCAAGCCUCAGAUCCCAAUAUCAGCAAUCCAGCACCGGAAUGCUUCCUCGAAACAUCCCAAGAGCUUCGAAGCACCAUCCUCUGCAGACUUAGAUGAAAUUCGAGAACGUGUCCAGGAGUUCACAAGACGAGAAAUUCCAGAAGACGUCGCUGCCAAAACAGAUAAAAGCAAUGCCUUCCCAAACGAGAUGUGGCAGAAGCUCGGAGAUGCGGGGUUCCUGGGAAUAACUGCGGAUGAGGAUGUUGGUGGACUAUCCAUGGGAUACCAAGCACAUUGCGUUGUUAUGGAAGAAAUAUCAAGAGCUUCAGGGUCAAUUGGCUUGAGUUAUGCAGCACAUUCCCAACUCUGUGUAAAUCAGCUCCAAUUGAAUGGAAAUCCGGAGCAGAAGAAGAAGUUCCUACCCGGCUUGAUCGCUGGAACUAGUGUAGGUGCUUUGGCAAUGUCUGAGAGUGGAGCAGGAAGCGAUGUCGUGAGCAUGCGGACAACAGCGAAGGCUGUUGAUGGCGGAUACGUUCUUAACGGAACUAAGAUGUGGAUCACCAACGGACCUGACGCAGACGUUAUUGUGGUAUACGCGAAAACGGAGCCAGACAAGGCCUCCAAGGGCAUCACGGCUUUCAUUGUCCAGAAAGACUUCGAGGGCUUCAGCUGUGCUCGGAAGUUAGACAAAAUGGGUAUGCGUGGAAGCAAUACCGGAGAACUUGUGUUUGAAAACGUCUUCGUACCAAAGGAGAAUGUACUCGGCGAGGUCAAUCGUGGAGUCAAAGUCCUGAUGGAGGGUUUGGAUUUAGAACGCCUGGUUCUUAGUGCUGGGCCACUGGGCAUCAUGCAGGCAGCUAUGGACGUUACUCUUCCUUUCACGCAUCAGAGGAAACAGUUCGGUACUCCAAUUGCCCAUAAUCAACUUGUACAAGGAAAGCUUUCGGACAUGUAUACCAAGCUCCAAGCUUCUCGAGCUUAUACCUACGAUACUGCCAGGAAGGUUGAUGAGGUUGGUCAGAUCAGAACUCAGGAUUGUGCAGGUGCUAUUAUGUACGCUGCAGAGAGAGCGACUGAGUGCACACUUGACUGUAUUCAGUUGCUAGGCGGCAUGGGAUAUGUUGAAGAGAUGCCCGCUUCGAGAUUAUUGAGAGAUGCCAAAUUGUAUGAGAUAGGUGCAGGAACGACUGAGAUUAGAAAGAUGGUGAUUGGAAGGGCGUUCAACAAAGAGUACAGUAGUUUUGCACAGUAG